Metarhizium acridum CQMa 102 is the source of this 2388-nucleotide messenger RNA. RefSeq lists its product as uncharacterized. Gene Ontology annotation, molecular function: protein binding. NCBI's taxonomy places the organism in Eukaryota, Fungi, Ascomycota, Sordariomycetes, Hypocreales, Clavicipitaceae. The record is from RefSeq and is a predicted model, not a curated record.
AUGACGCUACGACAACAUUUAUACAAAGUAUCCUUAGCAGAACAUAGCUUAGCGGUUCCAAACGGCCCGGUGAAUAGCAUCGCAGAAGCUGUCCCGAGCCCUGACGACAAGGCAAAUACGAGAAGCCAGCAAACCCGUCAAGCGUCAGACAUGAGUGAGAGGAAAGGUCCAGCCAGCUUACCAAAAGGCGAGUAUGGCUUAGCUCCGGCUACGGAUGUCGCAGCAGAUAUGCUCCGGAGCUUUCCCAGUGUACGGGUUGGUCUCCUCGUCGGCAUAGCUGGUGGCGUCCCCAAUGAGGAGCAGGAUAUUCGUCUUGGUGACGUCGUAGUCAGUGCGCCAUAUGACAGGGAGAGUGGCGUUUUCCAGUACGAUUUCGGCAAGAUUCGGCAAGUGCUCGAAAUGGAAGCAAAUCAUGAGCUCAAGGCUGAGAGCCGCCGGCUGUACCGAAUCGACUUUGUUCACCCGAGCGACAGAACCAGCUGCGAGGAAUGCUGUGGCAAUGAACUCACGAGACUGCGACAACGAGAGGAGAGGGACCAUGGGGAAGAUAACACCCAGAUUCACUACGGGCUAAUUGCCUCAGCGAAUAGCUUAAUGAAAGAUGCGGUUAUCCGAGAUAAAUUCUCAAGGGAAAAAAAUGUCUUAUGCUUUGAAAUGGAAGCAGCAGUCUUAAUGAACCGCUUCCCCUGCCUUGUUAUUCGCGGUAUUUGCGACUACUCUGAUUCUCAUAAAAAUAAGCAGUGGCAGGGCUAUGCGGCAAUGGCGGCAGCAGUAUAUGCAAAGGAUCUUCUCUUAUGCGUACCUCCACAGACAGUGGUUAAUGAGAAGAAGAUUCAAGACCUGCUUGAUGAUAUAUCAAAUACGGUCACUAAAACGGCAAAAGAUACUGGCAUGAUUAGAUCUGCAGUGGAUAAUGACAAGAGCGGAAGGAUUCUAAAAUGGAUUACAGCAACUGAAUACUUUCCUGAUUUUGACUCAAACAUUAAAAUACGAGCAGGUAACACUGGAGACUGGUUUUUAAAGUCUCCUGAGUUUCAGGAGUGGGUUUCGGGCAAUAAGCAGACAUUAUUUUGUCAGGGGGCGCGGAGGAAGGGAAUUAUCGGAAUCGCAUCUAUAUUCUGCAUUUUUCAACAAAAAGACCGGCAAAUCACGCAAGAUGUGCUACCUAGUCUGGUGAAGCAGCUAGCUCGAGCUCGGCCUACUCUGCCAGAUAACAUCAAGUCCCUUUACGAAACGCAUAACAAUCAGGCACCAACGCAACCGAAUUCUAAUGAACUUCUUACUGUCCUCAAGGGUUUAGUUGGAAUAUAUUCAAAAGUGUUUAUUCUUAUCGAUGCACUUGAUGAGUGCCAAGCGGACGAGGGUGAAAGUCGAAAAUCCUUUCUAGAUCAGCUGUUUAAGCUUCAGAACGCUACCUGCACAAAUAUACUUGCAACUUCACGACAUAAUAGUGCAAUACAGGAGAAGUUUGGUGGAAGAAGCAAGAUUUUGGAGUUCCGAGCCCACGACGACGAUGUUGAGUUCGACGGUCCUUAUGGGCUUCAGGAUAGCGAUGACCCUUGGGAGCGUAAGAAUUACGUCCCUAACAGUCUUGAGCACAUUAACAACACCAAGGGGCUUGAUAGUGACGACUCUAAUUGGCUUGGUCGUCUUUUAUUUGAUUGGGAACGACACGAGAUUGACAGGAUACCGCUGCUGUGCUGUAUCAAUUAUGGACAUGAGGGCAUCUACAAGCUCCUGGUCGAAAAAGGCGUGAAUCCAGAGCUGUACGGACUGCCACAUUCCCCAAUUGAAAUGGGCACAUGGUGGCGUCCAACAAAUCUAUUCACAGCUGCUGAACAGGGGAAUUUGGAUGCUGUUUCCAAUCUCAUCGUCAAAGGUGCCAAUCUGGAGUGCGCUGUCUACACUCGCAGUACCAGAUAUGGUAAUUUACAAUGGCAGACACCGCUUUCACGCGCCGCGGAACAAGGCCACAUGGCCGUUGUGACGCGACUUCUCGAAAUGGGCGCCAACUUGGAGGGAGGAGGCGCUCCAAACCCGGAAUUUCCAGCGCCAACACCGUUAUGGUGUGCAGCGAAAGAAGGACAGCAGGAUAUGUUCGAGCUGCUGGUUCAGAAGGGCGCCAAGCUGCAGAGCGUCGUUGGACGGCAGCCGUACAGCUACUACUUGAUAAAGGUGUUGGCCUUGACUCUAGGGAUACAAGUGAUCGAACACCCUUGCUUCAUGCAGUGGCCGGCGGUCAUGUCGCAGUCGUCAGGCUGCUAUUACAGAAGAAUGCCAACGUUGCCGUGGCGGACACGAAUCUUGGCAAUACACCACUACAUGAUGCCCUUCGACGCGGUUGCGUUAGUAUCAUUGAGCUUUUGCUUGGCCAAGGCGCAUGUCUAG